Saccharomyces kudriavzevii IFO 1802 is the source of this 681-nucleotide messenger RNA. It is a transcript of the gene YRA1, whose product is annotated as RNA-binding protein YRA1. Gene Ontology annotation, cellular component: nucleus. The coding region runs from base 1 to 681 and encodes 226 amino acids. The transcript is spliced from 2 exons. The record is from RefSeq and is a predicted model, not a curated record. Lineage: Eukaryota; Fungi; Ascomycota; Saccharomycetes; Saccharomycetales; Saccharomycetaceae. Gene Ontology annotation, molecular function: mRNA binding. Gene Ontology annotation, biological process: mRNA export from nucleus.
AUGUCCGCUAACUUAGAUAAGUCCUUGGAUGAAAUUAUUGGCUCUAAUAGAGCAGGAGGUAAUAGAGCCCGUGUUGGCGGUACUCGUGGUAACGGCCCAAAAAGAGUUGGUAAGCAAGUCAGCAGUCAACGCAGGAACAUUCCAAACAGAAAUGGUCCUAUCAGAAAAAAUAUCAGGGCUCCUCCAAGCGCAGUCGCUAGAGUUGCCAAGCUUUUGGAUACCUCUAGAGAAGUCAAAGUUAACGUUGAAGGUUUGCCAAGGGACAUUAAGCAAGAUGCUGUAAGAGAAUUUUUUGCAUCCCAAGUUGGUGGUGUUCAGAGGGUUUUAUUGAGUUAUAACGAAAGAGGCCAAUCUACUGGUAUGGCUAAUAUUACAUUUAAAAACGGCGAUUUGGCUAGAAGAGCUGUUGAAAGAUUCAAUGGUUCUCCAAUCGAUGGUGGUAGAUCGAGGCUGAGGUUGAACUUAAUUGUUGAUCCAAACCAACGUCCUGUCAAGAGCUUAGCUGACAGAAUCAAGGCCAUGCCACAAAAGGGUGGAAAUACUCCGAGACCCAUCAAGAGAGGCCCAAAUAGAAAGGCCGCUAUGGCUAAACCUCAAAACAAGCAAAAGAGAGAAAGACCUGCCAAGAAGAGUCUAGAGGACCUGGACAAGGAAAUGGCCGACUAUUUUGAAAAGAAAUAA